GAAUUUAGUACCAAAAUCUACAGCUGAAGAUUGGCAACACUGAAUUUGUUCAGUCAGCUGUUUUGCACGUGUUUUAUUCAGUAUAGUCACGCGUUUUGUUAUCUGUUGCACAAGUUUUUAACGAAAAGAGAAAAUGUUUAAUUUCAAUCUUAAUGAGUUUAUGAAUCAAGCCCAAGCCGAAGCUUUCAGUGGUGAUAAGGAUAGUUUCUUUAAAUGUUUUUAUCCAAAUAAAUGUCACGUUUGCCAUCGACUCGACAAUAAAGAAAAUCCAUUAAAAAGAUGUUCAAGUUGUCAACUAAUGACCUACUGUGGAAGAGAACAUCAAGUGAAAGAUUGGAAAAUGCAUAAAGAUUUUUGUAAAAUUCUCAAAGAAUAUAAUGGACCAGAAAUGUUUAACAGUUUAAAGGAAUUACAAGAUCCAGUGAAUGCUUCAAAUGAUAUGAAAUUUCGAUUAUUAAGGCAACGGGUUAUGCAAAAAAAAUUGAUAUUUGGACAAUUAGUUAAUAAAUUAAAUCGACCGCCAUUUCUCUAUGAAAUGGAAAUGAUUUUGUAUCCAAGAAUAUGUUCAGUUUGUUAUGAAAAUAAUCAAUCUUUAUUGACAAGUUGUUUUAAUUGUCCACAAGUUAGUUUUUGCAAAAAACACAAAAAUGAUUCGUCACAUUUAAAAAUUUGUCAUCUCUUUAAACGUGCUUGUGAAAUGAAUGUAUCGGAUCCACAUCUUUCUGUUUUUUUUCAAAUGGAAGUUAAACAAUUUAAAACAGUGACAUUGUAUUCACAAAAAUCUGGCACAUGUCUUCCAAAUUCUAUGGAGGAUUUUUUGUCAAACAAUUCGUGUAUUAAAGUAAAACGAAAUUCCAAACAAGAAACGAUAAUACCAAAUAAUAUUUGGGAAAUUUAUUUGUCCGAUGCACUUUGUCCACCGUUAACAAUAUUGUAUGCUUUGGAAAAAUUAAAAUUUUCAAUUUCAACAAAUUUAACAAUUCACGUUAUUGGUGCAACAAAUGAUGAAAUUGAAAAACCAAUUUGGGAAUUAAUACUUCAUUGGUUGCCGGAAGUGAUUAAUUUAAAUAUAACUUUUAUUGGACCUCAAAUUGAAGGACGUUCUAAUAAAAUUCGAAAAGAUAUUUUAUGUGAAUCUUGUAUUAAAAAAGGUGUUCAUAUGGAUUUUGAAUUUAGUACAGAGUUUUAUCAGAAUUUUAUGAAAUCGUCAUCUUUUGUGAAACCUAAUUUUAUUGUUGCCUACAAUGCCGGACUUCAUGCUUAUCCAACUUGGUAUCAAGCGAUAAAAUUAGUUGUGGGUUUACAUUGUCCGUUUAUACAGACAUCAUUUACGGAAAUAGAAGCUGAUCAAGAUCAUAAAAUGAUAAAGAGUAUUGUACCUGGAGUGAAGCAUUUUUAUUUUGGACUUAAUCCAUUUGCAAGCUAUCAAUGCGAAAGGAACAGUGACGAUGAACAAAUAUUUGCACGCAGCGAAAUUCUGACAAUUUACGAUUAUAAAUAAAAACAAUUUUUAUAUGUUGCAGGUUCUGACAGUGAAAGCUCAAUGAUUUUUAAAUAAGGAAACUUUUUUUCUCAGGAUUAACAAAAAAUUACAAAAAGCAAAGUUAUCCUGAAAUUCAGUGAUAAAGCUAAGUGCCUUUAAUUAUUAUUAAAGUAUUAUGAUAGAGAUCCUAUUUAUGAAAUGAGAGAAUAUUGAAAAUAUUUUCCAUAUUGUACUAUAAACUUUUUCAAUAUCAUCAUCAGUUUCAUAAUUGACAAAUAAGAUCUGUUGUGCACAAAUGUUUUAUUUUUGUAUUGUUUUAUAAAUUAAUGUUCAAUUUAAAAAAAAGCAUCUGUUUAAUUUGUUUUUUAAUUUUGUAAUACUACUAAUUAUUUAGUUAUUUUAUAAAUAAAUUCGUUGCAUGGAAA
Molecule: messenger RNA, 1908 nt
Organism: Leptopilina boulardi
Lineage: Eukaryota; Metazoa; Arthropoda; Insecta; Hymenoptera; Figitidae
Exons: 3
Coding region: 134-1501 (455 amino acids)
Cellular component (GO): extrinsic component of mitochondrial inner membrane
Source: RefSeq, a predicted model, not a curated record